Messenger RNA from Paramuricea clavata, 1285 nucleotides. NCBI's taxonomy places the organism in Eukaryota, Metazoa, Cnidaria, Anthozoa, Malacalcyonacea, Plexauridae. The record is from the annotation of a GenBank genome assembly.
ACGAAAAUAAAGACUCUGCAGUAGAAAAAAUAAUGGAAAAUAGCAAUGCAAGGGAAACGUUUGAGCAGAAGGACGACGUAGAGGAACCACGUAACAUUGUUGGGGAGGAACAGAAGCUGCAGGAAACAACCACUGAAUACCAAAAUGAAGAAACGAAAAGUACCGGUAAAGAUGGUGAAAGCAAAUCAAGUAGGACGACAGAUGAUGAAAACAAAUCCAUAGUGAGCAAGUUAUUCGUUCACAGCCAAUGGCUAGCGGUCCAAAGUCCUUAUUUCAAGGCACUGUUUUAUUCCGGCAUGAAAGAAACUUACUCAAAGGAGGUAGUAAUGAAAAUCUAUGAACAUGAACUUCAGGCUCAUCUAACCUUAAUUGAAGCGAUGUACAAACUUGAUGUUCUCAAUGACAAAGACUACCGUCUUCUUGUCCAAGUUCUUGUCCUUGCAAACAAGUUUGAUGUUCGCCAUGUGAUUAAAAAGUGCAAGUAUGUCCUGUUGUCCACAACACCGAGCUUGGAAAUGUGUGAAUAUUGUCUCCGAGAAAUGGAGCAUCUUUCCGACAUGGCUGAUAUAUAUGAUAUGCUCGAGAAGUUCCUUGUCAAAGAAUUUACACCGAUUGACGAAACAUGGACUAUGAAAAAGUUUACAGAACUUUCAAAAGCCGCUUUGAGGCUUCUUUUGGGAAGUGAUAAUUUGGGCAGUCGAUCUGAAAAUACAGUAUUUGUUGCAUUGAUGAAAUGGGUUCGCUUGAAUGUGUCUUGGUUAGCACACGGUGAAUGUGAUCUGUUGGAUGUUGUACGAUUUGAGUUUAUGUCUGUGGAUUUCCUGUAUGAUGUAGUGCAAGAUGAUUUUGUGGCCGGAAAACUGCCUGGAUUCAACAAAUAUCUGCUGAAAGGUUUAGCAAUCACGGAUUUUCAAAGAGUAGGCGGGAACAACUCGAACCGAAGCCGAAGAAACGUCGUUUGGUGGAAGAUGCCGGUCCAACGUUUUCAUGGGUGAUUGAUGAAAAACUCGUUAAAGAACUAACGCAGUUUCCGGGAGUUCCUAUUGUUUCAAAUUUAUUUUGGUACCAAGGAUAUGCAAUGCGACUUGAGCUUGGUUAUAUGGAAGAUUUGAGUAAAUGCAGUUUUUAUCUCAAGAUUCCUUACUUGGCCGACGAGGCUUGCGUGUAUGCCAGUUAUAGGGCUAAGUCAAAUUUAUUUCGUUCGGGGACAGUUCAGACAGACAAAAGGUUGUUUACAGCCAGCCGCUCUUGGGGAUACACAAGUUUGAAAUGUAACAAAGCCCAA